AUGACGUCACUGCAACUUCGUGGACAUGCUAAGGGAGCCAUUACGCGUGCGACGAAUUUUUGUGAAUCUCUUACGGGCGAUGAAGAUUUACCGAUGUUAGAAGUCAGAUUAGAAAAAUUAGAAAUCGCGUGGAAAGACUUUUCGUUCCACCAUAUUUCGUCUUUGGAAGGUUUAGACGAGCAAGCAGUUUUUACGCUUGAAGCAGAAUUUGAAGAAUACGAAAUGAAAUAUUUUGGUGCACAUACGAAAUUUACGAAAGCUAUUCGGGAAAAACAGAGUGUUGAUAAACAAAUUAAUCUUGUCGAGGAGCUUGCCCAAAAUCAAUCCUCAUUUCUAAGCAAACUUAAUUCGUCUAGUAAAUCUUCGAAUGUAAGCCUUCCUAAAAUUAACAUUCCUCCAUUUUCCGGCAAUUACAAAGAUUGGCCUACAUUUCGCGACAUGUUUAUCGAUACGGUAGAUACAAAUGAUAAGCUUACCUCUACUCAAAAAUUUCAUUUCUUAAAAUCUUUUUUGCGAAACGAAGCUGCUGAUCUUAUCAGCCAUAUAUCCCCCACCGAUGCUAAUUAUAUUGGGGCAUGGACAAAACUCGAAAAACGGUAUAAUCGCGUAAACUUACUCGUACAUUCCCUUAUACAAUCGUUCGUUUCACUGCCUACUAUGUCUUCGUCAAAUCCAGACACCUUACGAAAAAUUACGGACGGUGCCGAUGAAGUUAUUCGUGGUCUUCAGGCAGCGAAGAAAGAAACGCGUGACCCUUGGAUUAUUUUUCUGCUUCUCAACAAGCUCGAUGAGGCAACCAGACAUGCUUGGGCUAAAAAAGUAGGUUCUCGGGACGACUGUAAAGUGCAGGAAUUGCUUGAUUUUCUUGAAUUACGAUGUGAUGCGUUUGAAUCUUGCACUCCGAUGAACACUCCGGGUACAUCGCGAAAAAAGCAACCGACUUCAAUUCGCUCAUACGUAGCUGAGUCAGCAGGACAAAACCCUAAGUGCUUCAAAUGCAAAGGUGAUCACAAACUAUCAGAGUGUCCUUCGUUUAUUUCGCUAAGUAUUGAUUCUCGUCGGAAAUUUCUUAAAGACAAUUCAUUGUGUUUUAAUUGCCUUCGUUCUGGCCACGCAUCUUACAAAUGCUUUAGCCAUUUUCGUUGUCGAGUCUGUAAAUCGCGGCAUCACUCACUUGUCCACUCCAAUCAAUCUAGUGGUCCUGAAUAUUCUUCGAAAGGGAAAUCUUCUUCCGAUUUUCCUGUAGACAACUCAAAUGCUGACGUUACCUCCGGUGUUCCUAUUGCUAGUUCUGAUUCUCCCUUGUUGACCAACCAUUCUCUCAAUUUUGGUUUUCCAAAGCAAACAUUUUUGCCUACCAUUCUCUCCUAUGUUCGUAAUCAUCAGGGUGAACUAAUAAAAUGUAGAGUGUUACUAGACACAGGGUCACAGUCUUCAUUCAUUACAGAAGCAUUAGCUCAACGUAUUGGUCUUCGUCGAAAACAUUCUCGAAUACCUAUUUUAGGACUUUCUUCUGCAAAUGCUGGUCACACUAACGGAUAUAUGUCAAUUUCAUUGGCUUCGAGGGUUAGCAACACCGUUCUACAGUGUGAUGUACAUAUUUUGAGGAAACUAACUUCUAACUUACCAACUCAAUCUGUUGAUAGUUCGUCGUGGGCCUAUAUUCAAGGGUUGGAACUAGCUGAUCCACUAUUUAAUAUUUCGAGUUCGGUAGAUAUUUUACUAGGAGCAGACAGAGUUUGGUCGAUUCUAAAACCAGAACAAAUCAUAGGCCCAGAAGGAAGACCGUUGGCGCAGAAUACUUCCUUUGGAUGGGUCAUUACAGGAGAAUUCGUUUUUAAUCAAAUUUCUUGCGUUGGCAUAUGCAAUGCCGAAUCAUCUGUUGAUACUGAUUAUCUCUUGCAACGCUUUUGGGAACUGGAGGAAGUUUCCACAGUCAGGAUCCAAACAGAUAAUGAUCCUGCUGAAUUAUUAUUUCGUAAAUUUGUUUCUCGCUCUGAAGACGGUAGAUAUAUUGUUCCUUUACUUUUGAAAACUCCAUCGCCUUCUUUUGGUAACACACUAGCUGCCGCCAUGUCUCGGCUAAAUUCUAUGGAGCGUCGAUUUCAAAAAAACCCUGACUUAGAGCGACAAUAUAGAAAGUUUAUGGAAGAUUACUUAAGUCUUGGUCAUAUGGAAAGCGUACCUGAUGAUGAGGCAAAAUCUUCCCAUGGUCGACAUUUUUAUCUUCCACAUCAUGCGGUGUUUAAGCCCGACAGUUCUACGACUAAGCUUCGGGUCGUUUUUGAUGGCUCAGUCGGUGACUCAACUGGGCAGUCUAUUAAUAGCCAUUUAUACAUAGGUCCUCCUAUACAAAGAGAUCUUUUCGGAGUUUGUCUUCGUUUCCGCCAGCAUCGAUUCGUAUUUACAGCCGAUAUAGUAAAAAUGUUUCGACAGAUUUUGAUCCGAAAACCCGAAACAGACUAUCAGCGUAUUGUCUGGCGAAAUUCUCCUAGCGAAAAUGUGAAACACUUUCGACUCAAAACUGUAACUUAUGGAACUUCUUCAGCUCCAUUUUUGGCUGUUCGUGUCUUGAAACAGCUUGCUGAGGAUUAUCAAGUAACACAUCCUAUUGCAGCUCGAAUUCUUUUGAACGAUGUCUACGUUGAUGACAUCAUGACGGGAGCAAACUCUAUUGAAGAUCUUAUGAGAAUUCAGUCAGAACUUGUAGAACUUCUAUCGUUAGCCAAAAUCCAACUUAGUAAGUGGAGUUCAAAUUGCUGGAGUCUUCUGGCUAAGAUACCAUCAGAAGAUUGUGAGUAUUCUUCUUUGGAUUAUGAAAAGUCGUCUUCCUUCAUCAAGGUAUUAGGAAUGUUCUGGAACCCAAGCAAUGAUGUCUUUUCAUUUCGUUUCAAUCAACCUAAGCUUAACCAAUCUCUAACAAGAAGAACUCUUCUAUCGGAAGUUGCACGAAUAUAUGACCCGUUAGGUUUUUUGGCUCCAUCCGUGAUCAUCUUUAAAAUUAUGUUCCAAGAACUUUGGUCAUCAGAACUUAAAUUAGGAUGGGAUGACCCGCUUCCACAAAGGAUAACUACCCAAUGGAUGAACCAUCGAGAUGAACUUCCUUUGUUUCGGGACAUUCGGGUACGACGUAAUAUAUUUUCUGAAAAGGACAUAGAACUUCACGGGUUUUCGGACGCCUCUACGUUGGCAUAUGCAGCCGUUGUGUAUGCGCGAUCAAGAACGGUCUCGGGUGAAGUAAAAGUGACAAUAAUCGCGGCGAAGACAAAGGUGGCUCCUUUAAAACCUCUUUCUAUUCCCCGAUUAGAGCUCUGUGGAGCCCUUCUUUUAUCGAAACUUUUAAAACUCAUAAAAUCUUUUUUGAAUGUUCACAAAUCUAUUAGAGUAUGUGCGUGGUGUGACUCAGAAAUAGUGCUUCAUUGGCUUAAUUCACCUCCCCGUCGGUGGACAACGUUCGUGGCAAAUCGCACUUCAACUAUAUUGGAAACGGUUCCAAGUCAUUCGUGGAGGCACAUUGCUUCGCAAUCCAACCCAGCUGAUUGUGCGUCGCGCGGUGUUUCCCCUUCUGAACUCGUAAAUCAUAGUCUAUGGUGGUCUGGUCCUUCUUGGCUAUCCCAAUCGGAAGAACGUUGGCCAAUUCAUUCUAAGCGUUGCACAUAUAAUGAAGUUGCUAAUAAGGAUCCAGUUCAACUCGAGGCCAGACCAUUGCCUACUAAUAACUUUGUUUCGUGGUUUUAUGCAAGCGUUAUUCAAGACAUUAUUGACAAUAUAUCUUCGUGGCAUCGGUUAAUUAGAGUGCUUGCAUAUAUCCGUCGUUAUAUAUCAAACUUACGCGUGAAAUCAACUGGCGUUCGCGUUUCAGGUGGCUUGAAAUUCCAUGAAAUUCAUUCUGCAAAAAUUUCUGUCUUAAAACAUGUGCAGCUGACUUCUUAUCCCAGGGAAAUAGACGACUUGCUUAAAACUAAGACUUUAUCGCCGAAGUCAAAUUUACUAAAAUACUCUGCAUUUUUGGACAGCGAUGGACUCUUACGCGUCGGCGGUCGUAUAAAACAUGCAGCAGUUUCAUAUAAUAUUAAACAUCCUAUAAUACUUCCAAAAACUAAUAAAAUUUCUUUCCUUAUAGUAGAGGACAUUCAUUACAGAUAUAUGCAUGCUGGAGUGUCGGAAACAUUUACAUUUGUGCGGCAGCAGUUUUGGAUAAUGGGUAGCCGAAACAUUGUAAGAAAGGUGAUACAUCGCUGCAAACCAUGCUUCAUGCAGCGCAAAGCAACUUGUGAGCAACUCAUGGGAAACCUUCCACUUCAACGGAUUCAGCCGAAUCGAGCGUUUACAGACACAGGUUGUGAUUACGCUGGCCCGCUCACAAUCAAACUUAAUCGAGGUAGAAAACCGAAACUGCUGAAGGCCUAUAUUGCACUCUUCAUAUGUUUUUCGACCAAAGCAAUACACUUAGAGGUUGUAAGUGAUCUCACUACUGAUGCGUUCCUUGCCGCUCUGCGUCGAUUUGUUUCCAGACGUGGACUGUGUCGGAACAUUUACAGUGACAACGGAACAAACUUCCAAGGAGCAAAACGUUGCCUCUCUGAAAUGCAUCAACUGGUACUGUCCCAAAAGCAUAACGAUACAGUAAUCUCAUCGCUUGCAAAGGAUGGAAUUGCCUGGCAUUUCAUUCCACCCUCCGCACCUCACUUCGGUGGGUUGUGGGAGUCAGGUAUACGAUCCGUAAAGCUUCACCUUCGACGUGUCAUUGGGUCUACAAUAUUGACCUUUGAAGAGUUAACGACAGUAACUUGUCAAAUCGAAGCUAUCUUAAACUCUAGACCUUUAUGUUGUCUCUCUGAUGUGGAUUUAAACCCUUUAACACCUUCUCAUUUUCUCAUAGGUGAACCAACAACAGCUGUGCCUGAGCCGAGUCAACUCGAAACCCCAACAAAUCGUUUGACCCAUUGGAAUUUUUUGCAAAACAUGGUUCAAGGAUUCUGGAAGCGGUGGCAGCAGGAGUAUCUUACGAGUCUCCAAGAACGACCCAAAUGGCAAAAACAACUUCCAAAUCUGAAACCAGGUGAUAUUGUGGUAAUUAAAGAGCCAAACUUACCACCAACAAAAUGGUUGCUGGGCCAGAUUGAAAAUGUUUCACCGGGUGCUGAUCAACUUGUUCGUGUGGCCACUGUACGAACGUCAAAUGGAACAUUUACUCGACCUAUAGCUAAAUUGGCCAUCCUUCCACUGUCCUGA
Molecule: messenger RNA, 5235 nt
Organism: Eupeodes corollae
Lineage: Eukaryota; Metazoa; Arthropoda; Insecta; Diptera; Syrphidae
Exons: 1
Coding region: 1-5235 (1744 amino acids)
Biological process (GO): proteolysis; DNA integration
Molecular function (GO): nucleic acid binding; aspartic-type endopeptidase activity
Source: RefSeq, a predicted model, not a curated record